GGCGGGGUAUUGCAGAGCUUCAGGCGUCUCUAAACUGAACUGACUCAGUAAACAUGACCUGCAACAAAUAGAUUUUGAACAAUUCCGUGGAGUAUGCCACUUAAACGUUUGGCAACAACUAAUACGCGAUUAUUUUUCGUAAAGCGCAGCUGAGGUGGGCCUGAUCCAGGGAGAGGGAUUUAUUAUCUUGCUGCAUUCCUGAUGGAGUCGUACAGAGUCAAUCAGCCGGCCCGCUCUUCCAGGCCUCACAAUGGAGCUGGCUCCUAUGGCCUCAGCAUUAGGGUCCAGGGGAUUGAUGGACACCCGUACGUGGUGCUGAACAACCAGGACCGUGGGUCCAACUCCUAUACAGAUCCUAAUAGUAACGGCUACAAUGACACACAGGGAUCCUUUAUUGACAACUACCAUGAGUAUGACUUCAAAGAAAGCAGGGAGGCUGUUUCUGACAGCCCCUUUGUUGAGUACAGGUCCCAGAAACAGAUGCAGUUUGGGGGCUCUCACAAUGGAGUCACAGAGCAGGGGAAGAAGCCAGCGUCCACCCUGCUGAACUUCCAGAGGCACCCAGAGAUCCUCAAGCCUUAUGACCCAGAGAACAACACCUUGAACCUGGACGGUAACCACAGCAUGCCUUCCCGGCCGAUGUCCCUGGCGGAGACUGGGAGCACCUACCAGGGCUCUUCUCCCAGAUCCACCUCCCCAGUAGUCGCCCAUGCCAGGUCAUCCAGCCUGGGUCAUAGGAGGAGUCCUGCCCUGCAGGAGAGAACACAGCCUCAGCCCAAGCCCCAGCCCCAGCCAGCCCCCUCUAAGCCUCAAACCAAACUAGUCCAGUCUCAAUCCAAGCCUCAAGCCCAGCUGGCUCAGCCACAGUCUAAGMCUCAGAYCCAGGUGGCCCAGCCCCAGUCCAAACYCAAGUCUCAGCACCUGUCCAAACCCCAACCCCAGUCUCUGCCACAAUCCAAACCCCMGUCUCCWCCCCAGUCUCAGUCUCCACCCCAGYCCCAGCUGCCCCAACGYGUCCCCAUACCCCAGCCCUAUGCUGUGUCCAGCCCUCCCAGUGAGCAGACCAAGGCUUCCUGCCAGUCCGCCAGCUCCAUUAACAGUGCCAACUCUAGCCUGGAGCGCAGCCGCCAUGAGCCAGACAUCCUCCCCCUACGCAGAGUUGACUCCAGCGGCCCCGUGCUGCAGUCCUCGUCCCGCUCCCGCCACUCCUCUACCUCCUCUACCGACCAGCUGGAGGCGCUGUACGCAGAUACCAUCAACCGCCACCAGAACCGACGCUACAUYCCCUUCCAACCCGGCACRGGCCGAGACAUYGACACAGGCUCCAUCCCCGGCGUGGAYGAGCUCAUCGRCAAGUUUGACGGUAAGGAUGGUGGUCACCAGCGACGGGGCAGGGCGGGCCGCAGGAACAGGAUYAAYCCAGAGGACAGGAAGCGCUCUAGGAGUGUGGACAGCGCCCUUCCCUUUAGCCUCCRGGGAGAGUCGGAAUACAUGGAUGAGUUUAGCAAGAACCAGGGGAGGUCCACGGAGCACGUCCUCCGCCCCUCACARCUGUAUCUGCAGAAGRUGUCUGGGAGUAAAGACUCCUGGGUGACAGCGGUGGAGGGGAAGCCAAGUGCCAAAGCUWCGGCCUGUGGUAGCAGUGCUCCAGGCUCCCCUCAGAGCAUGACCUCUAAAGCAGCAGGCUCCAUCCAGGGGUAUAAGGYGGUGCUAAAUCGCUCCUCUACGUUACCCCUGGACAGUACAGAUGCUGAGGAUGGUCAAUCUUCACCAAGCACAAAGAUUUUAACAAGUGUGGCUACAACCUCKCUAUCCAWGCCUUCCUCUAACUUKGGCAAGAAGCCUAGUGCAGAKWUGGAUGUGCAGGUGACACCUGAUCUUUUGAAAGGUCAGCAGGAGCUUUCACAACAAACACAUGAAGAGACGGCAAAACAGAUUUUGUUUAAUUACCUCAAGGAUGGGAGCACUGAUAACGAGGACACCACCAAGAGGAAGGUCAACCUGGUGUUUGAGAAGAUCCAGACAUUAAAGUCGCGGGCAGCGGGGAGCGACAACAAAUCUCCUGACAUGGCUACCCAAGCCAAAGCCCAGGAACAGAGGGUAGCACUGGAGAAGGAAGUUGUUGAACUGAAAAAGCAGCUGGAGGAGCAAACCAAGAAGCAGAUGGGUCUGACUGAGGCACAUGAAAAAGCCGGAGCGGAGGUGAAGGACCUGCAGACGGAGCUGGAAAGGAGCCAGGAGGAAUGCUCCCGACUGAGGGACAAACUGGCCAAAACAGAGGCUGAGCUCCGCACCACACUGGAGGAGCUGUUCCAGGUGAAGAUGGAGAGGGAGCAGUACCAGACGGAGAUCAGGGACCUGCAGGACCAGCUGUCAGAGAUGCACGACGAGCUGGAUGGCGCCAAGACGGUGGUGACAGACGGAGAGAAGGAUGCCAUGAUGGAGGAGCUGAUGCAAAUGAAGCUGGACUUACAGGAGGUGCUGCUGGCCAAGGAGGAGCAGGAGGAGGUGCUGAGGAGGAGGGAGAGGGAGUUGACUGCCCUGAAGGGAGCACUGAAGGAGGAGGUUGCCACACACGACCAGGAGGUGGAUAAACUGAGGGAGCAGUAUGAGAAGGAGAUCCGCAAGCUGCAGACGUCUGUGGAGAAGGCCAAACAGAGCAGUGCUGCAGUGGGCAAGGAGAAGGCUGAAGUGGAGGCAGCCAAGGGGGCAGUGGAGGGCCAGGCGGGACGUCUUAGCCAAGAGGCCGAGAAGCUGAGAAAGCGGGCACAGGAGCUGGAGAACGAAGUGGCCAAACUCAACCGCAUCAUUGAUGAUGCCAAGCUACAGGAGAGCAAGCUGGGGGACAGAGUCAGCCGGCUUGAGAUAGAGAAGAGGCAGCUGGAAGAGUCUUUAGAAGAAAUCAAGGAGCAGGAGGAGGAGAUGUCACGUGCCAACCGUGCUCUGACCACAAGGUUAGAGGAUGUACAGAGGAACUUGACCAAGCUGAACCGUGACCACAGAGAGCUGGAGGAGAGGCUGAAGGAGGAGAGUAGUCAGAAAGAACAGUUCAAGAACACUAAGAAUGAGAUAGAGGACGAGAGGAGUCUGCUGGACCGCACAGUGGAGAAACUACAGAGGGAGAUGAGUGAGAUCGUGGAGGCCUCUCAGUCAUCCACCCAGGAGCUGCAGGAGCAGAUAGACGUGUACAAGGAGAAGAACCGUCGGGAGCUGGCUGAGCUUCAGAGACAGCUGAGGGAACGGGGUGUGGAGCUGGACAAGUCCUGUCUGGCUGCUAAGUCCCUGCAGGAGGAGCUGAGCCAUGUGGAGGAAGACCUGAGGCAGUGUAAGAGGGAGAGGGAUGAUUCGGUGMUCAAGGAGAAGGCCCUGGAGCAGAAAGUCUAUGACCUGGAGGUGGAGGCAGAGACCAAAGCCCACUCCAAGGAUGACAAAUUCCGACAGGUCAAACUCAUGGAGGACAGGAUCAAUCAGCUGGAGCUGGAUCUGGAUGAGGAAAAGCAAAGUGGAGACCUGCUGAUUGUCAGGAUAGACCGAGGCAGAGAACAGGUGGAGCAGAUGAGGAAUGAACUCCUGCAGGAGAGGGCUGGCAGACAGGACCUGGAGUGUGACAAGAUGACUCUGGAGAGACAGAACAAGGACCUGAAGAGUAGAAUAGCCCAUCUGGAGGGCUCCCAGAAGUCUAACAAGGAGGGCCUGGUGAGCCAGCUGGAGAGCCGGAUCCAGGAGCUGGAGGAGAGGCUGGAGGGAGAGGAGCGGGACCGUGCCAACCUGCAGCUGGUGAACCGGAGGCUGGAGAGGAAGGUGAAGGAGAUGAUGGAAUGCAAGUGAUGAAGAGCACCACUCACUGCAG
This is a messenger RNA of Salvelinus sp. IW2-2015, 3850 nucleotides long. Its product is annotated as cingulin-like protein 1. NCBI's taxonomy places the organism in Eukaryota, Metazoa, Chordata, Actinopteri, Salmoniformes, Salmonidae. Gene Ontology annotation, biological process: protein localization to cell-cell junction. Gene Ontology annotation, cellular component: myosin complex; bicellular tight junction. The record is from RefSeq and is a predicted model, not a curated record.